Molecule: messenger RNA, 3486 nt
Organism: Suillus subaureus
Lineage: Eukaryota; Fungi; Basidiomycota; Agaricomycetes; Boletales; Suillaceae
Product: lethal giant larvae like, C-terminal-domain-containing protein
Exons: 17
Coding region: 174-3404 (1076 amino acids)
Biological process (GO): establishment of cell polarity; regulation of exocytosis; regulation of protein secretion
Cellular component (GO): plasma membrane; cytoplasm
Molecular function (GO): myosin II binding; syntaxin binding; GTPase activator activity
Source: RefSeq, a predicted model, not a curated record
GAAUCGGCGGAAACUUGAACCGUUUAAUACUUUGUUUCUGGCCAUCACCGCAGCACCUAGUUCGCCUGCCGCUGGCUAAUCUUAGAGCAGGUUGAUUGUGAUAAUUCAUGAUAACAGGACAGGGCUAACUUGAAAGCGUCCCGACGCCGAGGAAGACACCCCGGCAGUCCGAGAUGUUCGGAGAGAGACACGUUCUUGCAGAUCUUUCGACUGAUCAAAGAGACCCCGACGAUUGGGAUAUUGGCAGGCUGCGAACCGUUGACUAUUUAUUGGACACAAGGGUGCUGACUUACGAGCCCACAUUGAGCCUUUUGGCUGUCGGCACAGCAAGCGGUCUGAUUUGCGUGGUAGGCGGUCCUGGUGUAGAGAGUUCAGUACAGACGCCAGAAGGUUCUUCGGUCAAGAUUUUGCAGUUUGCCGCCUCCACGGACAAACUCCUCUCUGUCGAUGAGUGCGAUCGACUUCAUAUCUGGAACUUGAAAGAUUUGAACGAACCGCCGAAGUCAACGAGAUUCGACCAUGCUAUCAAUGCUGUCAUGUUAUCACCUUCGCAUACCCAUGUCUUUCUUGCCCUGCAAUCGGGAGAGAUCAGAACAUACGAUCUUCUGUGUUUGAAGAAGUCACCCUAUGUCAUCCCGAACUUGUGGAAUAUGUUUCAGACUAAGAUCGCGAGCAGUGUGGUAGAUCCCUUGCAUGCAUUGCCUGGUUGCAAUAUUCCUGUCGAUUUAGUCGCACAUCCACGAGACCUCAACUUAAUAUUUGUGGCCUUCGGCGGGGGAGUGGUACUGUACGACCUGUCUUCACGUAACAUUCUACGGGCGUACGAACUUGUAAUCCCUGCCGGUGCGCCAGGAGGGGGAGGAUAUAACCAAGCGGAAGUGCUCACACAUCGAUGGCCUUCCGUUACUUCCGUAGCUAUUCACCCAGCUGGGCAUUUCUUCGCCGUGGGUUAUGCAGAUGGUUGUGUUGCCUUUUGGGCGGUGGAAGACGAAGAUCAGCCUCUGAUGGUGCGAACAUCCACAGACUUGGACGUUAACGUCAUAAACGGAGAGGAGCUUGAAAACUUCCUGCAAAACGGGGGUCCUUCAGAAGAAAAGGGGACUAAUGUGUCAGAACGUCAGCCAAUCUAUAGGGUCGCUUGGUGUGGCUUCCCGAACUCCUCAGAUCCCCGAGGAGGAGCAACUGCUCUCGUCAUUUUGGGAGGCGACAGAAGUAACGACCCUUGCCGGUUAACUGUACACACAAUGCCUGCUCUCAACUCUCCGGAACCUCCUGCUCCAUCUAGUUCCAAAACUGGGCUCCACGCUUCUAUCCGGAAGGCAAUGCGACUUUCAGUGAUUCCGUUAGAAAUAACUUGUUAUCUAUCAUCGGGUCCUAUUUAUGACUUCGUCCUCUUUCCAAAGUCUAAUCCGCAUUUUUCUGGUUGUUGGGAUCCUGUUGCCGUACUUUUCCUCACUGGGGCCUCUGAUUCACGGAUGGUUGAGGCUCGACAGUUCCUGCCUCCGAAAAUAAUGUCUCCGCUGCCGAGAACAGACGUCCAGAAUAUCAGCGAACAUGGCGAUGUUAUACAUGACCUUUCCGCGACGCUCGAGGAUAUGACACUUAGUGGAGAAGAACCUCUACCAAUGCACGUUCCUUCAAAAUUGUACAGUGGGCUUGGUGGGGUAUCUUAUGUACAGCUCUUGACUCUACAACGAAGUAUGCAUGAUGUACUUGUAGGACAACAGCUCGUGCCAGGUGAUACGGAUUUACCCAUAGCUGGAGGGUCUGCAUGGAUAGACGAUAAAAGACUCAGCGAGCUGAGGCUCUCCAGGAGCCAUCCGCGCCGAAUCCUUAUCACCUGCCAUCGCGACUUAACUAUUCGUUUCUACGACGCCAGCCCUCAGCUUCUCAUCAGCUCCAGCACAUCUCCCCUUCAGAAGAAUUACCCUUUCGCAAUUCAUGACCUCACUAUAGAUCUCAGCUGUCUACCACUGCCCAGUGCCCCAGAAGUUGCCACUGUUCAAUUAGCCCCCGAAUCCUUGGAGUGUGUCGUGCUACUGAAGUCAGGCGACCUGGUGAUAUAUCAAUUGAACACCACACAAGUCACCCCUCUUAUCGAAAUAGAGGGAAACAAAGAGUUUGUCCUGCUGGGUGAUGUCACUUUACGACCAGGGACAAGGUAUCAUCCCUUCUUGAUGCUGCCUCGCGGUAAUAUUUCCUUGACAUGUUGCGCAUUGUCGGACAUAGGUUUCGUUGGUGUUGGUUACAUUGAUGGUUCUGUCGCAGUGAUCGAUCUGCGUGGACCAUCUCUCCUCAGACCGCAGCGUCAGAAAAGGCAGUCUAAGCUUCUGGUCCGCAAUCAAGAUGCAGAUCCUGUUGUCUCUCUGACGUGGACCGUUUCUCCUGUCAGCAUGGAUGCACAGCUAGCUGUGCGGCUGAUCGCCAUCCAUGAGUCUGGCAACACGCAGGUCUUCAAGAUAAUCCGGGAUCCUGAGUCUUCGCUGUAUGAUUUUGCACAAGAUGUCACCAGGAUCGAGGGCCUCCCGAAUGUCAUGCAAGGCGGUUCUUUCGUGAUCGAUUCGCAGAAAGGUACUACUUGGCGUGCCGAUCGAUCACGUUUUGCCGCUUCUCUUCAGACUAGAGAUAGCAAUCCUGCACGUUGCCUCUGGGUGACAGCGAGUGCCAAGGGUGCUCGUUGUAUGCUUGAUAUCUCAGGGGAGAGGAUUUCCAAAGUAGAAUGGAAUAGCAAGAAAAACAAAGUUGGACACGUUCAAGUGAUUGAGAAGAACAAUUCUCACGUGUUUGUAGCAUUCAAUGACAAACCAGAAGCUAUCGUUUACUCUUUACCUUAUCUCGAGCACCUGCAUACCUUCCCUCUUGCAAAAGUGUGCGAAAAUGUCGUGUCUGUGGAUGAAACAGGAGAUUUCAUUGCCUCAAGGCAUCACGAGUCAGGCGUACUUGAACAGAUCGUAUUCGGCACACUUUUCAAGACCCGUCGUGUUUAUGAUCAGCCGAUCGUUGAUGUGACAAGUUUCCACCGCGAAAUCCCCCCUUACCCGCAGCCAGUGUCCGUUGGACCCCCUUCGUUGCUGGGCUCAUGGUUCCGGUAUGGGAAACCUAUUAUGACCGGAGAACAGCUCGAUGCACUACUUGCGGGCCCAGACAGACCUAUACCGCCACCAGAUCCUGUGCAAACACUACAGGACACGACCACCGAUUAUGGACCCGGUGUCACGAAGACGAUGGAGAACGCUCGCAGUGGCGUCUAUAAUCGUCUAAACGAUGCUCUUGCUGAAAGGGGGGAGAUGUUGGGAAACAUUGAACAACGGAUUGAUUCCCUACAUCAAGGGAGCAAAGAUAUGGUGGCGCAGGCUAAGAGACUUGCGACUGAGCAGAGCGCCAGACGUUGGUUCGGUUUCUGAGCUGAUCAACAGGAUACACGUCAUACCCGCCAAUGACACUCGAGAUUCGAAGUUCUCGAUGUAUACCAUUAUAUAUAUCCGU